Trichoderma reesei QM6a is the source of this 1789-nucleotide messenger RNA. Its product is annotated as glycoside hydrolase family 76. The record is from RefSeq and is a predicted model, not a curated record. Gene Ontology annotation, molecular function: mannan endo-1,6-alpha-mannosidase activity. Bases 276 to 1667 code for a protein of 463 amino acids. NCBI's taxonomy places the organism in Eukaryota, Fungi, Ascomycota, Sordariomycetes, Hypocreales, Hypocreaceae. The transcript is spliced from 4 exons. Gene Ontology annotation, biological process: fungal-type cell wall biogenesis; carbohydrate catabolic process.
UGCAUUCAUAUCUGUUUCUGUCCUUGGGCUUCUUUCAACAUUAUCUCCAGCUUCUAUUCGCAGCUUGAACUGGCAGUGCGGUCGUCGUCUGCUGGUAGGGCGUCGACAUUACUGUUGAUUCUAUUCGAUUCCGUCAUUCGCUUAUAACACGCCGUUCUCUUAUUUUUUUCUUCUAUCGCUCUUUGAAUCAUAGGUAUCGCAAGACUGAGGCCUUAGUUGCCAUCAUCAUUACCAUCGUCUCUAGGAAUUUGGCGUAGCCCAAAUCACUUCGCAUCAUGUUCUCCUCACUCCUCAUCAUCACGAUCUACUCCUUCUUUGCCCAAGUCGAAGCCGUCUAUCGCAUUGACAAUGCAGAUAACAUCCGUGAGUCCGCCCGCGGGCUGGCCUACGACCUCAUGCUCUUCUACGAAGGAAACAAGACGGGCCAGAUCCCCGGCAUCCUGCCCGGUCCGCCAACCGAGGGCAAGGGGGACUAUUACUGGUGGGAAGGAGGCGCAAUGAUGGGCACAUACGUCGAUUACUGGCAUCUGACGGGUGACUCGAGCUACAACUCGGUGGUGAUGGAAGGCUUGCUGCACCAGGUCGGCGAGAACGAAAAUUACAUGCCCAAGAACCACACGGCUUCCCUCGGAAACGAUGACCAGGGCUUCUGGGGUAUGUCUGCGAUGCUGGCUGCCGAGACGAAAUUCCCGAAUCCUCCUGCGGAUAAGCCGCAGUGGCUGGCUCUGGCGCAGGCAGUUUGGAAUACGCAGGCCGAUCCCAGCCGCCACGACGAGACUUGCAACGGUGGACUGAGGUGGCAGAUUCCCUUUUCCAAUGCUGGAUACAACUACAAGAACACCAUUGCCAACGGAUGCUUCUUCAACCUUGGAGCCCGACUUGCUCGGUACACAAACAACGAUACAUAUGCCAAGCACGCCGAAGAUACCUGGAACUGGCUCUGGGGAGUCAAGUACAUUGAUCAUGAAAGCUGGAUCGUAUACGACGGCGCGCAUGUCGAAAAGAACUGUACCGAUAUCAAUCCUGCCGCCUUCUCUUACAACGCAGCUGUCCUCACCCAGGGAGCCGCCUUUAUGUACAACUAUACCGAUGGCUCGGAGGUCUGGAAGCAACGCGUCGACAAGCUUCUCGAUGCCUUGUUGGAGAGGUUCUUCCCAGAUGGCAUCGCGUUUGAGGCUGCUUGCGAGCCGCGACAAGGCGCAUGCAGCACAGACAUGCUCUCCUUCAAGGGAUACGUGCACCGCUGGCUAUCCGUCGUCACGCAAAUUGCGCCUCACACACGGUCCAAGAUCCUGCCGGUGCUGCGAACGUCAACAGAGGCUGCUGUCAAGCAGUGCACGGGAGGCGAGUCAGGCCGACGCUGCGGCUUCUACUGGAGCUCCGGGAAGUUUUUCGAACCGACGACGGUCGACCAUACCAGCGGUGCCGGCGAAGCCAUGAAUGUUCUUGCAGCCGUCUCGAGUCUUCUCAUUACCGAAGCCAAUCCGCCGGUGACCAAUUCGACGGGGGGCAUUUCCAAGGGAAACCCGAACGCAGGCCAUGGGGGAGAUAAUGGAGAGGUCAAGCCGGACCCGAUUGAUGCGGGAGACAAGGCUGGAGCUGUGGUCUUGACGCUGGUGAUUAUCUGCAGCGCAACGGGCGCCUUUAUCUGGAUGAGCUUGAGUUGAAUGUCCGUUGGUCUUUUGAAUCUGGCUUGGUAUGGAGUUUGACGGCGCGAGGGCGUUGAUGGAAUCGUGAUAACGCUGUGUGAAUGCGUCUAUGGGCGGGAUAUGAUAGAAGCACAUGUAGU